GAUACAUAUAUGUCCGCCUCUGUGUUCUGUUAUGUGUUCUGUUUCCCGUAACCUAAAAACAGCUUCAAAAUUUAAUUCAAUCAGGGAUUUUUGUGGUGGGAAAUGACAAGUGAAGCGUUGGCGGAAUGGCGGUCAUCUGAGCAGGUGGAGAAUGGGAUUGCUUCGACAUCGCCUCCGUAUUGGGAUACUGAUGUUGAUGACGGUUGCGGACCAAGACCUUCAGAGUUAUUUAUUAGGCAUACGUGGAAGAUAGACAAGUUUUCAGAGAUUAAUAAAAAAGAACUUCGUAGUAAUGUGUUUGAUAUCGGUGGCUACAAAUGGUACAUUUUGAUCUACCCCAAAGGUUGCGAAGUGUCCCAUCACUUAUCUUUAUUUCUCUGUGUUGCAGAUCAUGAAACGCUACACCCAGGUUGGAGUCAGUUUGCACAGUUUACAAUAGCUGUUGUGAAUAAGGACCCCAAAAAAUCAAAAUAUUCUGACACAUUACAUCGAUUCUGGAAGAAAGAGCAUGACUGGGGAUGGAAAAAGUUCAUAGAGUUAUCUAAAGUUUUAGAUGGUUUUGUUGACGCUGAUACCCUUACAAUAAAAGCUCAAGUCCAAGUUAUCAGGGAGAGAGCUGAUCAUCUAUUCCGCUGCCUUGAUCGUCAAUAUAGGAGAGAACUUGUUAGGGUAUAUUUGUCAAAUGUAGAGCAAGUAUGUCGCCGCUUUGUGGAAGAAAAGAGAGGAAGGUUUGGAAAGUUGAUAGAAGAUAAAGUUAGAUGGUCAAGUUUCUGCACUUUCUGGUUGGGAAUUGAUAAAAUUGGCAGGCGCGGUAUGUCAAGGGAGAAGUCGGAUUCGAUAUUGAAAGUUGCUGUGAAGCACUUCUUUUUAGAAAAGGAAGUUGCAUCUACUUUAGUGAUGGAUUCCUUAUAUAGUGGACUGAAGGCCCUUGAACGUCAGACCAAUAACAAGAAAUUAAACGGAAAUUGCGUGGAUGCUGAAGCACCAAUACCUAUAGUGCUGGUGGAGAAAGACUCGUUUAUUCUGGUUGAUGAUAUAUUAUUAUUGCUUGAGAGGGCAGCCUUGGAAUCAUUGCCGCCAAAGGAUGAGAAAGGUCCUCAGAACCGAACCAAGGAUGGUGGGUUAGGGGAGGAUUUCAGCAAGGACUCUUUUGAACGUGACGAAAGGCGUCUUACUGAACUGGGACGUAGGACCUUUGAAAUUUUUAUUCUGGCACAUAUAUUCAGUAAAGUAGAAGUUGCAUACCAGGAGGUUGUUUCUUUGAGAAGGCAAGAGGAGCUUAUACGUGAAGAAGAAGCAGCAUGGAUGACUGGGAAUGAACAGAAAGCAAAGCGGGGUGCAUCCGAAAAGGAAAAGAAAUCUAAAAAGAAACAGGCAAAGCAGAAAAGAAAUAACCGCAAACUAAAGGAUAGAGGAAAGGAGGAAAAACAGGAUAUUGUAGUAGAGGAGAAACCUCAACGACAGAACCUAAUUGAGGAUGCAGAGUUGAUGGUCGAAUAUUGUGGUGCUGAUACCCUUGAGGAUGUUUCUGAUGUUUCAGGUUCGGUGAAAUGUGACAUACUUGAGGAGACGCCUGUUGAGGUUGAUUCAGAUGACAGAGAUUCAAGUCCUGUGAAUUGGGAUUCAGACACAUCAGAAGCUCAACCGAACAUGGUUACGACUGCGCAUAAUGUAGAUAGGAAGACUCAAUCUAUGAAGGAUGAUAGUUCAUCAACAUGUUCGACAGAUUCCCUCCCGUCAGUUCUUUACAAAGGGAACUCACUUCGAGAUCAGAAAAGCCAAGAACCACCGGCAAGAAGCAAAGGGAAGCAAGGAAAUCUGAAUGGUACAGUGACUGGAAGAUGCAACGUGGAUGAACUCGAGUCUAAUAUGGUGAAAAAGGUGGUGUUAUAAUACUGUUACCUUUUU
Messenger RNA from Erigeron canadensis, 1908 nucleotides. Its product is annotated as TNF receptor-associated factor homolog 1a-like. The record is from RefSeq and is a predicted model, not a curated record. Bases 103 to 1893 code for a protein of 596 amino acids. Gene Ontology annotation, molecular function: protein binding. NCBI's taxonomy places the organism in Eukaryota, Viridiplantae, Streptophyta, Magnoliopsida, Asterales, Asteraceae. The transcript is spliced from 12 exons.